AUGACGACCAACUGCUCUGUCAGUCCCGAAGCCGCCUCCAUAACUUCCUCGGCAGACGUCGAUUAUAUUGAUCUGGCCAGGAUGAAUUCGACAACGACCACCGUCGUUGCCAACUCUCUUGCUAACUCUAUUUGCUCCAGCGAUUCAAGUCUUCGAAAUCGGCCUCCACUUCAGCAGCAGCGAGCCCAACUGGCGAUAGCAGCGACUUCUGCAUUUCAUUCGCCUCGCACCUCCUCGGCCUCCCCUUCUCUUCCUUUAUCGCAAGAGACUUGUGCUUUUGCAGAACUCGAGUCCUGUACCCAACACUGCCAGAUAAAAUCAGUUUCGCGACCCAUCUCGGUGGAUUUAGUUGGAGAUCCCGACCUAGCUCUC
Messenger RNA from Protopolystoma xenopodis, 372 nucleotides. The record is from the annotation of a GenBank genome assembly. NCBI's taxonomy places the organism in Eukaryota, Metazoa, Platyhelminthes, Monogenea, Polystomatidea, Polystomatidae.